CAAGGGUAAUACCGACAUUUGUCAUCAUUUGAUAAAUCUAACAAACCCUGAAGGAUUUUUUUUUGGUGUAUGAAAAAGCUUUGAAAUUCUCUCGACAAUGGUGUCGGACCAGGAUCUAGCGAAAGGAGUCGAGACUUUGCUUCGUCAAUCAGACCCAAGCUCUCUCACAUCGUUAACCAGUGUUGUUCAACAGCUUGAAGCUAAGUUAGGGUUAGACCUCACGGAGAAGACGACUUUCAUCAGAGAUCAGAUCAAUAUCCUCCUCCGUGCUCACCAAAACCCUUCAGCUUCCGUCGCUUCCGCUUCAUCCGUACAACAAUCUCAUCCUCCGCCGUCUUCUCAGCAGAAUUUGCAUUCCGGCGUCAAUGUUCCGGUGGCGAAAGGGCAUUUCACACUUAGCCAUCCGUCGCAAUUCUCUGUUUCUCAAUCACAACAAUAUCCUCCACAUUUCGCUCUUCAGCCUCCUUAUCACUCUUAUGACCUAAAUUUCCGGCAGCCUUAUCCGGUUUACAUGCCGCCGCAACAGCACCAGCAUCAGCAUCAGCAGCAGUCUCCGCGACAACAAUCCUCUGUGAUGCUUUCACAAGGCGCUAAUCAGCCCCCAAAAGAAAGUGCUCCGGCUGGAACUAAAAGAAAGGGUGGUCCUGGAGGACUGAACAAAGUCUGUAGGGUUUCUCCAGAACUUCAAGUCGUUGUUGGUGAACCUGCUCUUCCCAGAACUGAGAUUGUGAGGCAAUUGUGGGCUUACAUAAGGAAGAACAACCUUCAAGACCCGAGUAACAAGCGGAAGAUCAUCUGCGAUGAUGCGUUGCGUGUGGUUUUUGAGACUGAUUGCACUGACAUGUUCAAGAUGAAUAAGUUGCUUGCUAAGCAUAUUCUCCCGCUUGAUCCAUCAAAGGACUCUGGUCAAGCAAAAAAAGCAAAAGCUGAGGUGGAGACUAAGACUGAGACCACAGAGCCUGUUAAUUCAACUGCUGUUAGUUCAGCUGCUGUUAGUUCAACUGUUGCAUUGUCUGAGCCACUUACUAAGUUCUUUGGCACUGGUGAGACGGAGAUGACAGACGAAGAGAUCAUUCGUCGUGUUUGGGAAUACAUAAAACUCAACAAUUUAGAGGACCCUGUAAAUCCAAUGGCUAUUCAGUGUGAUGAGAAGCUCCGCGAUCUUCUUGGAUGUGAAAGCAUUUCAGCUGUGGGGAUAAAUGAGAUGCUGAGGCGCCAUAUGUACAAGCAGUCGUGAUACCUUCUGAUCUGACUUAAUUAACUAGGAACUACUAGUGUGUAUCUAGGGAACCUACUUAUGACUCCUUGGUGUAGAACAACUCUGAUAGGGAAGAAAAGAACCUUUUCACUUUUAACUUCCGUUAAUGCUAUUUUAAUCUUCCGUUGGGUUCUUUGUUUUAGUUGGUUGUGUAUCGACAUGGUUAGGUUGAUGUUGUAUUUAGUAUUGUACUGAAACUCUAGUGUUAAGGGUGAAAUGGCGCAUAUGUUUUGUAUUUAACGCCAUUCACCCAUGAAUGUCUUAGGAAAAAAAAAACUCAUGUGUUU
Molecule: messenger RNA, 1545 nt
Organism: Arabidopsis arenosa
Lineage: Eukaryota; Viridiplantae; Streptophyta; Magnoliopsida; Brassicales; Brassicaceae
Source: the annotation of a GenBank genome assembly